Messenger RNA from Plenodomus lingam JN3, 1239 nucleotides. RefSeq lists its product as uncharacterized. The record is from RefSeq and is a predicted model, not a curated record. NCBI's taxonomy places the organism in Eukaryota, Fungi, Ascomycota, Dothideomycetes, Pleosporales, Leptosphaeriaceae. Gene Ontology annotation, molecular function: ATP binding; calcium/calmodulin-dependent protein kinase activity. Gene Ontology annotation, biological process: protein phosphorylation; cellular response to oxidative stress.
AUGAUGACCAACAUGCUCAACAAGCUGCAUGGCCAGCCGGACAGCUAUGAUCGCAAAUCCCGAUAUCGCUUUGGCAAGACUUUGGGCGCUGGAACCUAUGGUAUUGUCAGGGAAGCCGACUGCCCCGAGGGCAAGGUGGCCGUGAAGAUCAUCUUGAAGAAAAAUGUUCGCGGCAACGAGCAGAUGGUGUACGAUGAGUUGGAGAUGUUACAGCGCAUGAAGCAUCCACACAUUGUCAAAUUCCACGAUUGGUUCGAGUCUAGGGACAAGUACUACAUUGUGACCCAAUUGGCGACUGGUGGAGAGUUGUUCGAUCGCAUUUGCGAAAAGGGCAAGUUUACGGAAAAGGACGCUGCCGAAACGAUUCGACAGGUACUGGACGCCGUCAACUACCUCCACCAGAACAAUGUUGUCCACAGAGAUCUCAAACCAGAAAACCUCCUCUACCUCACACGCGAUCCGAACUCGUCCCUUGUCCUGGCCGAUUUCGGUAUUGCCAAGAUGCUCGACUCCAAGACCGAAGUUCUGACUACAAUGGCUGGCUCCUUUGGAUACGCAGCACCUGAAGUUAUGCUCAAGAAGGGUCAUGGCAAACCAGUAGAUAUGUGGUCUUUGGGAGUCAUCACCUACACUCUCCUAUGUGGAUACUCACCAUUUCGGUCAGAGAACCUUGCAGAUUUGAUUGAGGAGUGCAAGAACGGCCGCGUCAUCUUCCAUGAACGUUACUGGAAAGACGUAAGCCCCGAAGCCAAGGAGUUCAUCAAGAAGCUCCUGGAGCCAAACCCAGACAAACGACCCAGUAGCGAGGAAGCACUCAAGCACGUAUGGCUCAGUGGAAGCACCGCCAGCGACCGCGACUUGCUACCAGAGAUCAAGGCAUACGUUGCAAAGGCACGUCUCAAGCGUGGCAUCGAGCUUGUCAAGCUUGCCAACCGCAUCGAAGCGCUCAAGAUGCAGGAAGACGAAGAAGAUACCCCCCCAGGAGAAGCAGACGUGCCAGCCAACUCUCGGCAAGCUGCCGGCGAAGCAAUUGCAGCACACUCUACUGAGAAGGGCUUGCCUACCAACGAGGAUGCCAAUGCUGCUUCUGGUUCUAGCAAGGGACCUGGGCGUUUGAGCCGGCUUGCCAAGGGAGCCAUCUUCCGAGAGAUCGUGCUGGCCAAAGUGCGGGAGAUGAAAGAGCAAGAAGCCCAGAAAGAGUUCGAGAGGAAGGCUUCAGAAUCAUCGAAGAAGGGUUAA